AUGGAAACGAGCUCAAACUUCUCGACUUUCAGAGAUUGCCUCGUGAGUCGUGUGAUUGCGCAGCCAGGUGUCCUCGACUCUCCUUCUGACAACCCCGACUCGCUCGACGAUUUCACCUCCUACCUGGCCACCGAAACCUGGCCCGGUCUGCCUGUGUCUCUCCGCUCCGCAUCUUACGAGUCUCGCUCAGAUCUCCCUGACGUCGACACUCUGCCGCUGGAGAGCAUACCCUUGUCAUUCUUCGAUACCCUAGUCUCCUGCGGUAUCACAGAAGAUGCCGACGCUGCCAUGUCUCUACUGCGGAAGGUGCUGCUGGAGUACGUGGCCGAGACGUGUGCGCCACCGCCUGUGUGGUCCAAGACACGCACGUCGGAAUGCCAGAUCUGCGAGCGCGAGGUGCCGUUGACCUACCACCAUCUCAUACCGCGCCAAGUCCACGCGAAAGCACUUAAGAAACAGUGGCAUCGGGAGGCGAUGUUGGACUCCGUGGCUUGGCUUUGUAGGCCGUGCCAUUCUACUGUACAUCAUGUCGCAUCCAACGAAGAUCUGGCCAAGAAAUACUACACCGUCGACUUGCUGCUGGAGAGGAAAGACAUCCAGAAAUGGAGAAAGUAUAUAUCAAAGCAACGAUGGGCGGUUAAGCGAGGUUGACUCUCAGCUAGCCGGUGCUCUCCUCUGUAUCGUGGCCACCGGAAUGUCUCUCCCCGGACUGGUAGUGGACGUUUGCUGAUACCGAGGCCUGCCUAUUGUCAUGAUCAUAUUGCAUAUAUCAUGCAGCCCGACUACCAUCCGAUGCGCUCUCAAGCUCGAGCUACAAUGGAAUCUCCUGAGCCGAUCACUGAGCGGAAUGGAAUAUCAUUCCAAUUGUGUUGCAACACCUGCCAGUCAAGAAUUACCAACAGUCCGCCAAUCCCAGGCGACGGAAUGAUUGGACGAAUGACAGGUCAGAAUGAUCUCUUUCUAUAUUCGGCCAGAUCUCCACGCGAGAUCGACGCGUCCACCGCAAGGCUUGCGCGUGCCACCGCCAUUGCAUCGCUGUAAUUGUUGCCCUCGCUUCCCUUCAUUAGCGAUGUCAUAAAUUUUAUUGUGCACAGACCAUCUCGUAUCGCUUGACUUACGUGCAGAAUGAAAGCAGGCUGCCAGAC
This is a messenger RNA of Laetiporus sulphureus 93-53, 1145 nucleotides long. RefSeq lists its product as uncharacterized. The record is from RefSeq and is a predicted model, not a curated record. Lineage: Eukaryota; Fungi; Basidiomycota; Agaricomycetes; Polyporales; Laetiporaceae. Bases 1 to 651 code for a protein of 216 amino acids. The transcript has 3 exons.